UAUCAGAUCCGUAUGCCCUUCCCCCUUUCACAAGACUCUCAACACACUUUUCCCAUCCAGUCAUCUGCCCCAGUGUCCUAGCCUCGUGUCAUCUCCAUUCUUUGUAUUUGCUGUGGCCCACCCUUUAUGUCUACAUUCCAGCUUUACCCAGUUAUUUAUACUCCCUGUCCUGCCCCUCCCCAUCCUACUUCUCCUCACAUGUUCUCACCCCACUGCUUCACGUGCUGCUGUCUUUCCUGCUCACCCAUGUUAUCUUUCUAAGUCUUGAUCUGUAUCCCUCUGCUGUUCUGCCCAGACUGUCCCAUUCAGCUGUCACUCUGUUUAUUGUUACCUUGCGUUUUACUCUUCUCAUCCUCUUUGUAACCUCUUCCAUUUCUUAAACCCCCUCAUUUCAUUUCCUCACUGUUUUCACCCCAUUCUCCUCUUAUAAAUCCGAAAGUAUGUUCAGCUAUUCAUUUCAUCCUAUUCUUUGCCUUUCUGUUUGCUUCCUAAAUUCCACCAUGCAGCUUACCAGUCACCAACCACCCUCUCUGUGUCUCAAAAUUUCACCCCUCUCUAUGUGGUUUUUUCUCUUCCCAUACUGCUUUAUCUUUCUCCUUGUGUAUCCCGGUAGGUCAGGAUGGUAGGGGAACGGCGUGCUGGAGACCUCAUGGUGCCCUUAGGGCCCCGACUGCAGGCAUAUCCUGAAGAACUCGUUCGACAGCGGCCUGGGCAUGAUGGGCGUCCUGAAUACCUGAUCCGAUGGAGUAUUCUGAAGUGUGGGGAAGUGGGCAAAAUGGAUGUGGAGGAAGGCAAGGCAGAGCACAUCCUCAUGUGGCUGUCAGCCCCCGAGGUCUACGCCAACUGCCCCAUGUUGUUAGGUGAACGGGCACUAUCUCAGGGACCUCAGCAUGAACCAGCUGGAGGUUCAGGAAGCUUCCCCCGAGAACCAGGAAGCCUGGAUGAAGUGGCAAUGGGAGAGAUGGAGGCUGAUGUGCGGGCGCUGGUACGCAGGGCUGCCAGGCAGCUGGCAGAAGGUGGAACCUCAAGUCUCACAGCCGCUGUGCUCCACACCAUCCACGUGCUCAGUGCUUAUGCCAGCAUUGGGCCCCUCACUGGUGUCUUCAGGGAGACAGGAGCCCUGGACCUGCUCAUGCACAUGUUGUGCAAUCCUGAGCCUCAGAUCCGUCGGAGUGCAGGCAAAAUGCUGCAGGCUCUGGCAGCCCAUGAUGCUGGGAGUCGGGCUCACGUCCUUCUGUCACUGAGCCAGCAAGAUGGCAUUGAGCAGCACAUGGAUUUUGACAGCCGCUAUACUUUGCUGGAGCUGUUUGCAGAAACUACAUCCUCUGAAGAACACUGCAUGGCCUUUGAGGGUAUUCAUCUGCCUCAGAUCCCAGGAAAGCUGCUCUUCUCCCUGGUGAAGCGCUACCUAUGUGUUACUUCCCUGCUGGAUCAGCUGAAUAACAGUCCAGAGCCAGGAGCAGGAGACCAAAGCUCUCGGUGCCCCACAAGGGAGAAAAGCCGGGGACAGCGGGAGCUGGAGUUCAGUAUGGCUGUGGGCAACCUCAUUUCAGAGCUGGUGCGGAGCAUGGGCUGGGCCCGGAACCUCAGCAAACAGGGCACGCUGCCUCCCCGGCCAAUCCGGUCCAUCUUUCAGCCCUGCAUUUCAGACCCCAGCCUUUUACUCCCCACCAUUGUCACCACCCCUAGAAGGCAAGGGUGGGCCUUCCUCCAGCGCUCGGAAUUCUCUAGCCGGAGCGGCUAUGGAGAAUACGUGCAGCAGGUGCUGCAGCCCGGGAUGCGAGUGCGGAUGCUGGAUGAUUAUGAGGAGAUCUGUGCUGGGGAGGAGGGCACCUUCCGGCAGAGCAACAAUGGCGUGCCCCCUGUGCAGGUCUUCUGGAAGUCGAGGGGCCGCACCUACUGGGUGCACUGGCACAUGCUGGAGAUCCUGGGCCCUGAGGAGCCUACUGAGCGUACAGCUUCAGCAGCUGUGGAGAAGGGAGCAGGGGCUACUGUGUUGGGCACAGUAUUUCCCUUCUGGGACUGGAAGCCUGUGGAUGGGCUCUACUCUUUGCCAUACCUUCAGCCUGAGCCUCAGAAGAAUGAGGGAUUGGGAUAUUUGACCCAGGCUGAGUGGUGGGAACUGCUUUUCUUCAUCAAGAAGUUGGACUUAUGUGAACAGCAGCCAAUUUUCCAGAAUCUACAGGAGAACCUGGAUGAGACCCUAUGUGAAAAGGCCCUAGGUGAGAUCUCCGUGCCUGUAGAGAUGGCUGAGGGUCUGCUGCAGGUUCUCACUAAUCGGUUUGAGGGCAGCACCCUCAAUGACCUACUCAACUCCCAAAUCUACACCAAGUAUGGGCUGCUGCAUGAUGAACUAAGCAGCUCAUCUACUUCACGAAGUCAGUCCUAUACCCCAGAAAUGGCUAGAGCCUUGCGGGGUCCUGGUCCUCGCAGCUCCCUGGAUCAGCAUGUUGUGGCAGUCGUGGCCACUGUGCAGAUAUCCAGCUUGGACACAAACCUGCAGCUUUCAGGGCUCUCUGCCCUCUCUCAGGCUCUGGAGGAGAUCACUGAGCGGGACCACCCUCUGGUCCAUCCUGACAAAUUGCUGAGAGAGAAGCUAGUGAAGACGCUGGUGGAGCUGCUGACCAACCAGGUGGGAGAGAAGAUGGUGGUGGUGCUGGGCCUGCGCCUGCUUUACCUGCUCAUGACCAAGCACGAGUGGCGGCCACUCUUUGCCAGGGAGGGUGGCAUCUAUGCUGUGCUGGUUUGCAUGCAAGAAUAUAAGACUUCCGUCUUGGUGCAGCAGGCAGGGCUGGCGGCACUGAAGAUGCUGGCCAUAGCCAGUUCCUCGGAGAUCCCCACAUUUGUCACUGGUCGAGAUUCUAUCCACCCUUUGUUUGAUGCUCAGAUGACCAGAGAGAUCUUCGCCAGCAUUGACUCAGCCACACGCCCAGGCUCUGAGAGCCUGCUACUUACUGUCCCUGCAGCUGUGAUCCUGAUGCUGAACACUGAGGGGUGCUCUUCCGCAGUGAGAAAUGGCCUGCUCCUACUCAACCUGCUUUUGUGCAACCACCACACUCUGGGAGACCAGAUUAUAACCCAAGAGCUGAGAGACACCUUAUUUAGGCACUCAGGGAUAGCACCGGGGACAGAACCCAUGCCCACCACACGUACCAUCCUCAUGAUGCUUCUCAAUCGAUAUUCAGAGCCACAAGGCAGUCCUGAGCAUGCAGCACUGGAGACCCCCAGCGCCCAGGGCCAGGAUGGGUCCCCUGAGCUACUGAUUCGAUCCCUGGUGGGGGGCCCAUCUGCAGAACUACUCUUGGACUUGGAGCGCAUGCUGUGCCGGGAGGGCAGCCCAGCGGGUGCGGUGAGGCCCCUUCUCAAGCGCCUCCAGCAGGAGACCCAGCCCUUUCUCCUCUUGCUGCGGACUCUGGAUGCCCCGGGGCCCAACAAAACUCUGCUGCUGACUGUGCUGAGGGUCAUGAUUCGACUGCUGGAUUACCCUGAGGCAACGGUCCUCCCCUGGCAUGAGGUCCUGGAGCCCUGCCUCAACUGCCUGAGUGGCCCUAGCAGUGAUUCUGAGAUUGUUCAGGAGCUGACCUGCUUCCUGCAUCGCCUGGCCUCCAUGCAUAAGGACUACGCCGUGGUGCUCUGCUCCCUGGGAGCAAAAGAAGCCCUCUCCAAAGUCCUGGACAAGCACUCGGCUCAGCUGCUGCUGGGCUGUGAGCUUCGAGACCUGGUGACAGAGUGUGAGAAACAUGCACAGCUCUAUAGCAAACUUACCUCCAGCAUCCUAGCUGGCUGCAUCCAGAUGGUGCUGGGCCAGAUCGAAGACCACAGACGAACCCACCAACCCAUCAACAUCCCCUUCUUUGACGUGUUCCUCAGGCAUCUCUGCCAGGGCUCCAGUGUGGAAGUGAAGGAGGACAAGUGCUGGGAGAAGGUGGAGGUGUCCUCCAACCCACACCGGGCCAGCAAGCUGACGGACCGCAACCCCAAGACGUACUGGGAGUCCAACGGCAGCACUGGCUCCCACUACAUCACCUUGCACAUGCACCGUGGUGUUCUUGUUAGGCAGCUCACUCUGUUGGUGGCCAGUGAGGACUCAAGUUAUAUGCCAGCCAGGGUGGUGGUGUUUGGGGGUCACAGCGCCAGCUGCAUCAGCACUGAACUCAGCACGGUGAAUGUGAUGCCCUCCGCCAGCCGGGUGAUCCUCCUGGAGAACCUGAACCGCUUCUGGCCCAUCAUCCAGAUCCGCAUAAAGCGCUGCCAGCAGGGUGGCAUCGACACCCGGGUUCGGGGUGUGGAGGUCCUGGGCCCCAAGCCCACUUUUUGGCCACUAUUUCGGGAGCAGCUAUGUCGCCGUACAUGUCUCUUCUACACAAUUCGGGCACAAGCCUGGAGCCGGGACAUAGCAGAGGACCGCAAGCGCCUCCUCCAGCUCUGUCCCAGACUGAACAGGGUUUUGCGCCAUGAACAGAAUUUUGCUGAUCGCUUCCUCCCUGAUGACGAGGCCGCCCAAGCAUUGGGCAAGACCUGCUGGGAGGCCCUGGUCAGCCCCCUGGUGCAGAACAUCACCUCCCCUGGUGCAGAAGGUGUGAGUGCCCUGGGAUGGCUGCUGGAUCAAUACUUAGAACAACAAGAGAGCUCCCAGAAACCCUUGAGUCGAGCAGCAUCCUUUGCUUCUCGAGUUCGUCGCCUUUGCCACUUACUGGUGCAUGUGGAGCAUCCUCCUGGGCCUUCUCCUGAGCCAUCCACUCGGCCCUUCAGCAGGAACAGCAAGGGUCGGGAUCGGAGCCUUGCGCCUUCACCAGCUCUUCCAAGCAGCAGCCUAAGGAACAUAACCCAGUGCUGGCUGAGUGUGGUGCAAGAGCAGGUCAACAGAUUCCUGGCUGCAGCCUGGAGGGCCCCAGACUUUGUGCCUCGUUACUGUAAACUCUAUGAACACUUGCAGAGAGCAGGCUCAGAGCUGUUCGGGCCUCGGGCAGCCUUCACACUGGCUCUGCGCAGUGGCUUCUCUGGCGCCUUGCUGCAGCAGUCCUUCCUCACCGCUGCUCACAUGAGUGAGCAGUUUGCCAGGCACAUUGACCAGCAGAUCCAGGGGGGCCUGACUGGUGGAGCCCCUGGAAUGGAAAUGCUGGGGCGGCUUCAGCGGCACCUGGAACCCAUCAUGGUCCUUUCUGGCCUGGAGCUGGCCACAACUUUUGAGCACUUCUACCAGCACUACAUGGCAGACCGUCUUCUGAGCUUGGGCUCCAGCUGGCUGGAGGGGGCUGUGCUGGAGCAGAUUGGCCUCUGCUUCCCCAACCGCCUGCCCCAGCUGAUGUUGCAGAGCCUGAGCACCUCGGAGGAGUUGCAGCGCCAGUUCCACCUCUUCCAGCUCCAGCAGCUUGAUAAGUUGUUCUUGGAGCAGGAGGACGAGGAGGAAAAGGGACUGGAGGAAGAGGAGGAGGAAGAAGAGGAAGAGGAAGCUGAGAAAGAACUGUUUAUCGAAGAUCCAAGUCCAACAGUGUCUAUACUGGUCCUGUCACCACGUUGCUGGCCAGUGUCCCCGCUCUGCUACCUGUACCAUCCCAGAAAGUGCCUUCCCACAGAAUUCUGUGAUGCCCUUGACCGUUUCUCCAGUUUCUACAGCCAGAGUCAGAACCAUCCAGUCCUGGACGUGGGGCCACAUCGGCGACUGCAGUGGACAUGGCUGGGCCGGGCUGAGCUGCAGUUUGGGGACCAGACCCUGCACGUGUCCACCGUGCAGAUGUGGCUGCUGUUGAAUUUCAAUCAGAUAGAGGAGGUGUCAGUAGAGACCUUGCUGAAGAAUUCCGACCUCUCCCCAGAGCUGCUGCUCCAGGCACUCCUGCCCCUCACCUCAGAGAAUGGCCCUCUAGCCACGUGUGAGGGUCAGGAUUUUCCACAUGGGGGUAUGCUGCGGGUUCGUGAGUCUGGGCCCCAGCCCAGUGGGGAGGCCCUGUGGCUGAUACCUCCCCAGACGUACCUGAACGUGGAGAAGGAUGAGGGCCGAACCCUGGAACAGAAGAGGAACCUCUUGAGCUGUCUUCUUGUUCGUAUUCUCAAAGCCCAUGGGGAGAAAGGCCUCCACAUUGAUCAGCUGGUUUGUCUGGUGCUGGAGGCCUGGCAGAAGGGUCCAAAUCCCCCUGGAAGCCUGGGCCGUGCUGUUGCUGGGGGCGUGGCCUGUACCAGUACAGAUGUCCUCUCUUGCAUCCUGCACCUCCUGGGCCAGGGCUACGUGAAACGGCGUGAUGACCGGCCCCAGAUCCUGAUGUAUGCUACUCCAGAGCCCAUGGGGCCCUACCGGGGCCAGGCGGACGUCCCUUUCUGUGGCAACCAGAACACCAAGACCUCCAAGCCUAGCCCAGAAGCUGUGGCUGCCCUGGCAUCUCUGCAGCUGCCUGCAAGCCGCACCAUGAGCCCCCAGGAGGUAGAAGGGUUGAUGGAACAGACGGUGCGGCAGGUGCAGGAGAUGCUGAACUUAGAGGCAGAUGUGGCUCAGCACCUUUUGGCUCAUUCCCACUGGGGUGCCGAACAGCUGCUGCAGAGCUACAGCGAUGACCCUGAGCCUCUACUGCUGGCAGCUGGGCUGUGCGUGCCUCAGGCCCAGGCUACCCCGACACGCCCCGACCACUGCCCUGUCUGUGUCAGCCCCCUGGAGCCCGAUGACGACUUGCCGUCGCUCUGCUGCAUGCACUUCUGUUGUAAGUCUUGCUGGAAUGAGUAUCUAACAACUCGGAUCGAGCAGAACCUUGUCCUUAAUUGCACCUGCCCCAUUGCCGACUGCCCGGCCCAGCCCACCGGAGCCUUCAUUCGUGCCAUUGUCUCCUCGCCAGAGGUCAUCUCCAAGUACGAGAAGGCACUCUUGCGUGGUUACGUGGAGAGCUGCUCCAACCUGACCUGGUGCACCAACCCCCAGGGCUGUGACCGCAUCCUGUGCCGCCAGGGCCUAGGCUGCGGGACCACUUGCUCCAAGUGUGGCUGGGCCUCCUGCUUCAACUGUAGCUUCCCUGAGGCACACUACCCUGCCAGCUGUAGCCACAUGUCUCAGUGGGUUGACGAUGGUGGCUACUACGACGGCAUGAGUGUGGAGGCCCAGAGCAAGCACCUGGCCAAGCUCAUCUCCAAACGCUGUCCCAGCUGUCAGGCUCCCAUCGAGAAGAAUGAGGGGUGCCUGCACAUGACCUGUGCCAAAUGUAACCAUGGAUUCUGCUGGCGCUGCCUCAAGCCCUGGAAGCCAAAUCACAAAGACUAUUACAACUGCUCUGCCAUGGUUAGCAAAGCAGCUCGCCAGGAGAAGCGGUUCCAGGACUAUAACGAGAGGUGCACUUUCCAUCACCAGGCCCGGGAGUUUGCUGUGAACUUGUGGAACCGGGUAUCUGCCAUCCAUGAGGUACCCCCGCCCAAAUCCUUCACCUUCCUCAAUGAUGCCUGCCGGGGACUGGAGCAGGCGCGAAAGGUGCUGGCCUAUGCCUGCGUGUACAGCUUCUACAGCCAGGACACGGAGUACAUGGAUGUGGUGGAGCAGCAGACUGAGAGCCUGGAGCUGCACACCAAUGCCCUGCAGAUCCUCCUCGAGGAGACCCUGCUGCGGUGCAGAGACCUGGCCUCCUCCCUGCGCCUCCUGCGGGCCGACUGCCUCAGCACGGGCAUGGAGCUGCUGCGGCGGAUCCAGGAGAGGCUGCUGGCCAUCCUGCAGCACUCCUCCCAGGAUUUCCGGCUUGGUCUCCAGAGUCCAUCAGUAGAGGCCCGGGAGGCGAAAGGCUCCAACGUGCCUGGCAGUCAGCCCCAGGGCCCCUCAGGGCUGGAGGUGGAAGAGGAAGAAGAAGAGGAGGAAGACGAUGAGGACGAUGUUCCAGAGUGGCAGCAGGAUGAGUUUGAUGAGGAGCUGGACAAUGACAGCUUCUCCUAUGAUGAGGAGUCUGAGAACCUGGACCGAGAGGCUUUCUUCUUUGGUGAUGAGGAGGACGAUGAUGAUGAGGCCUAUGACUGAGGAAGCAGGAUGCAGGAAACACCUGGAGCGCCCCAGAGUCCUAGGGCUGAGGGGGCAGGAGUUCACCCGUCCCCACUAUCAUGAGGAAGGGGAUCCCAGUGUCUGCAGCACCUUCUUCUGUUUCCUGAAUAAACUUUUUUUCACAUAC
This is a messenger RNA of Propithecus coquereli (Coquerel's sifaka), 8126 nucleotides long. It is a transcript of the gene CUL9, whose product is annotated as cullin 9. The record is from RefSeq and is a predicted model, not a curated record. The transcript has 40 exons. Gene Ontology annotation, cellular component: cullin-RING ubiquitin ligase complex. Gene Ontology annotation, biological process: ubiquitin-dependent protein catabolic process. NCBI's taxonomy places the organism in Eukaryota, Metazoa, Chordata, Mammalia, Primates, Indriidae. Gene Ontology annotation, molecular function: zinc ion binding; ubiquitin protein ligase binding. The coding region runs from base 620 to 7978 and encodes 2452 amino acids.